This is a messenger RNA of Capsicum annuum, 882 nucleotides long. Its product is annotated as non-specific lipid-transfer protein 1. Gene Ontology annotation, molecular function: lipid binding. Gene Ontology annotation, cellular component: membrane. The record is from RefSeq and is a predicted model, not a curated record. NCBI's taxonomy places the organism in Eukaryota, Viridiplantae, Streptophyta, Magnoliopsida, Solanales, Solanaceae. Bases 292 to 651 code for a protein of 119 amino acids. The transcript has 2 exons. Gene Ontology annotation, biological process: lipid transport.
AGUUUCUACUUUGUCUCCGUCACGCAUUUCAUUCUCAUCUUCUCCGUUGCCUUAGCCAAUUUGAUCGUCAUCAUAUUUGUCUUCAUGUCCCCCCUAAAAAACUUCUAUAAACAACAAACCAUUUAGAAAUAAUUAAAUCAAACUCAAAAACCUCAAUAUCCUUACCAUCAAUUUUAAUAUUUGUCUUCAUGUCCCCCCUAAAAAACUUGUAUAAACAACAAACCAUUUAGAAAUAACUAAAUCAAACUCAAAAACCUCAAUAUCCUUACCAUCAAUUAUACUUACUUCACCAUGAAGCCUACAUAUCCUUUCCUUAUGGUAGUUCUACUACUACUCUUCUUGACUCUCCCAACUUACUCACAAACCGAAAACAUUAAGUGCAACAAUGUAGUAGGAGCCAUGAGACCAUGUGUGGUGUUCUUUAGGGGCGGAAGUGGGGUGACUGGGAUUCCUCCAUCCGCGUGUUGUGCUGGAGUUUCAACUCUUUCACAAAUCGCGAACAACACUGCUAAUACUGCGAUUGUUUGUAGAUGUGUUCAUUCAGUAUUCAAAAAUCUGAGAAUCACAGAUGCUACAGCUAAAGCACUUCCUCGCAGAUGUGGAGUCACCUUGCCCUUCUCUUUCUCUCCACAUGUCAAAUGUCCUGGAUAAUUUGAUGAAGUAGUCCAGAGGACACAAAUAACAAAAAUGAAGGCUUGCUGGAAUCAAUAUGAGUUCUAUAGAUAUAUAUAUACUGCAUGAAUUUUGUGUUUUUUUCUUUAGUAAUUUCGUUUUCUUUUUUCCUGGUUCUUUAUGUUAUUUCCGAAUUGCAUGUACUCUUUCGUCUUGUGUUGGUGUGUUUGGAGUUGUAAACAGCAAUCUACACUGGUUUUAUUUUUGCUU